UCUCUUGCUUCACAAAGUGGGCGUGAGCACUUUGUUGAUGAAUUUUCCAACACCUUCUCUUUUAAUUUUAUAAUAUUUAGUAGUGCCACCAUUGACGCAACUAGCUAGCCGUGGAGCAUCUGGCAUUUGGAGCUCCAGGACUAAAGUUCAAAGAGUUAAUCAUAAUUAUAAGCAGCAGAAGCAAUCAUGUCUGGAGAGAGAGCCGUGUUCUCCACUCAAGCCCACGUGUUUGAGAUUGAUCCUCAAACAAAAAAGAAGUGGAUACCGACUUCGUCCCACGCAGUCAAGGUUGCCUUCUAUCAUGACCCUAGCAGGAAGACAUAUAGAAUCAUCUCCAUUGAGAGCAGCAAGGCACUGGUUAACAGCACCAUUACUGCUAACAUGAACUUCACCAAGACCUCCCCUAAGUUUGGCCAGUGGUCUGAUCACAGAGCAAACACAGUCUAUGGGUUGGGCUUCACUUCUGAAGAUGACCUCGUUCUAUUUGUCGAGAAGUUCACUGAAGCUAAAGUAGCUGCUCGUGAGCUCAUGAGAGAAAGACAGCAAGCCAACCAGAAAAUGGCAGACAAUGAGAAACCACAAUCUCCUGCAUCUUUUGGAGACAGCUCCCCCACAUCUCCUUCCUCAAAAUCACCGUCUGUUAUCUCACCUCCUGCGUCCACCCCAGGGGGUACGAUGAGUAGCCACACCCCCUUGUUAACUAGCCCACCCCCUGUGGUGUCAGUGACCCCCUCUAGACUCAGACCAGAGGAUCCUACCGGCUCGGAGAGUGAGGGCAGCUCAGAGGAGAAGACACAGAGGAAAGUGAGUGAUAGCGGCAGUGUAACGAUGAACGGGAACGGGACUGGUAGUGUGAGCCCAAAGCUGAUCGAGCCUAUCGUAAAGCUGACCAAUGGGCACUCAAAAGAAACUUCAUCAGAUGCUCAACUAGAGACAAUAAAGUUGGAGAACAGUCGACUAAAAAUGGCCCUUGCCACAAGUGCCACAAAUGUCAAGAAAUGGGAGAGUGAAAUGACGACUCUCAAGAACAACAACGCCCGACUAACAGCUGCGCUAGAGGAGAGCACUCAGCACGUGGCCCAGUGGAAGACAAUGUUGCAAAAAUACAAGGAAGAGAAUGACCAGUACAAAAGAAAAAUCCAAGAGUUGGAGCAUGAUAGGGACCAGGAGAGUGUCAAUGCCGAGGGUCAGGAGGCUAUAAAGAGAGAAAAUGAAGAAUUGAAAGAGGUUUUGUCAGCGGUGCAGAUUGACCUGGAGAAUAAUAUGGAGGAGGUGGAUAAGAACAAGACUGAGUUAGUCUCACUCGAGUUUCAACUCGAAGAAUCAAGGUCUAAGCUACAGGGGUAUGAGGAAGAGAACCAAGGUUUAGUGGGACAGGUGUCCUUACUCGAGGAUCAGCUCAAAAUGGCGUCCGUUGCAUCGCGGCGGAAGCUCACAGACGCUCAGAAAAAACAGUCACAGUUUGGCAGCAAGCUUGAAGAAUUGUUGCAGCUUCACAGAGACAUAGAGACUCACUUGAAAGUAUGAACACACAACCAGAAGGACUAUAUGUCAUUACAACUAACGCUUUUGCUCACUUCUUUUUUUCUCUGUGUAUACAGUAGUUUUCUACUUAUAUAUAAUUAUUAUAGCUGUAUAUAGGACUGUUUUAUUUGGCUUACAUACAAUGUAUACUUCUUCCUUCAUUUGUUUGUCCUCUAUAGCUGUCAUAAGCUGUCAUAAUGAUGUAAAGUGCCCAUGCA
Molecule: messenger RNA, 1742 nt
Organism: Halichondria panicea
Lineage: Eukaryota; Metazoa; Porifera; Demospongiae; Suberitida; Halichondriidae
Product: homer protein homolog 1-like
Exons: 11
Coding region: 187-1527 (446 amino acids)
Biological process (GO): regulation of store-operated calcium entry; G protein-coupled glutamate receptor signaling pathway
Cellular component (GO): plasma membrane; cytoplasm
Molecular function (GO): G protein-coupled glutamate receptor binding
Source: RefSeq, a predicted model, not a curated record